UUCUUCUUCCAUGAGUUUUAUUUAUGUUGCUGAACCACCUACUUGUGGAAAAGUAGUAUUGAAAACGACUGUGGGAGAUAUCGAAAUAGAAUUGUGGACCAAAGAAGCUCCCAAAGCUUGUAAAAACUUUAUUCAAUUGUCUCUUUCCGGUUAUUAUGACGGCUGUCCAUUUCAUAGGAUUGCCAAAGGUUUUCUAGUUCAAACUGGUGACCCCACAGGAACAGGAACUGGUGGACAAAGCAUCUACGGAGCUCCAUUUCCUAAUGAAAUACAUUCCAGACUCAAGUUUAGACACAGAGGAAUGGUUGCUAUGGCUUGUGAUGAACCCAACCAAAACAAUAGUCAGUUUUUUAUCACAUUAGACCGCUGUGAUUGGUUAAACGGACAACAUACUAUAUUCGGUAAAGUUGUGGGAAAUACCAUAUUUAACGUAUUAAGAAUAGCAGAUUGGUCACCUGUCGAUGAACACGAAAGACCACAAGAACCCGUUUACAUCAAUAGUACGUUGGUAUUGUUCAAUCCCUAUGAAGACAUCGUGUUGAGUCCCACCAAAGUUGAAAAGAAACAAUCGGAUGUAAAACCACAACGAUUACAAAAAGUAGCAAAGAGAAAGAGCAACUUGUUAUCCUUUGAUAAUAAUGAAGAACAGGAAACCUUUUUAGAAAAGCCAAGUUUGGUCCAUCCCAAGGUGGAAAUAGCCAACGUACCUGCUGCUGUGGAAUCAUCACUCAAUGAAAAGAAGAGUCCAAAAGCAAUGUCUACGAAAGAACAACAUGUGGAAAAUAUAGAACAAAGUGAGCAAACUGAACAACACCAAGAAACUCAAGUCGAUUAUUCUCAAACUGCAGUAAUUCAUGAAUAUGAGCAAUUGAAGCAGAAAUGGAAACAACAAAAGAACAAGACAAUGGUCGUUUCACUCGAUUCUCAACAAAAAGAUGAGGAAAAAGUAAUCCAAGAUGCUCCUUUUAUGUCGCCAGUAGAAGCUCGAAGACUAAAAUAUGCAACUAAGAGACGAAAUGCAAACUUGGGAAAUAGACAAGAGGAAACUUUGAAGCGAUUGCAACAAUUUCGUGCCAAUCUUCGACGACCGACUUUGCAGUCUAAUGCAGAAAAAGAAGAUAAAGGAUGGCUUCUUCAUCGACUACAGUUUCCUCAAAAUACGAAAGAGAAGGAUGAAACGGAUCAUUCCAACGAUUAUGAAGUUUUCGAUCCUUUACAGGGCAAAAGAGGAGAAAAUGCAAAUAUUCAUCGUUCAUAAUAUAUUAUUUCAACCAACCAUUGUCUGUUUUCUUCCACGUCUUUUAACUUUUU
This is a messenger RNA of Galdieria sulphuraria, 1311 nucleotides long. Its product is annotated as peptidyl-prolyl cis-trans isomerase B (cyclophilin B). Gene Ontology annotation, cellular component: catalytic step 2 spliceosome. Bases 11 to 1258 code for a protein of 415 amino acids. Gene Ontology annotation, molecular function: peptidyl-prolyl cis-trans isomerase activity. NCBI's taxonomy places the organism in Eukaryota, Rhodophyta, Bangiophyceae, Galdieriales, Galdieriaceae. The transcript has a single exon. The record is from RefSeq and is a predicted model, not a curated record. Gene Ontology annotation, biological process: protein peptidyl-prolyl isomerization.